This is a messenger RNA of Cyphellophora attinorum, 393 nucleotides long. RefSeq names its product Profilin. The coding region runs from base 1 to 393 and encodes 130 amino acids. Lineage: Eukaryota; Fungi; Ascomycota; Eurotiomycetes; Chaetothyriales; Cyphellophoraceae. Gene Ontology annotation, cellular component: cell cortex. The record is from RefSeq and is a predicted model, not a curated record. Gene Ontology annotation, molecular function: actin monomer binding. The transcript has 4 exons.
AUGUCGUGGCAGGCAUAUGUUGACACCAGCCUCGUCGGCACCGGCCACGUCGACAAAGCCGCAAUCUUCAACUCCGAAGGCAACAGCGUAUGGGCCACAUCGACCGGCUUCCAGGUGAAACCUCAAGAGAUGCAAGAUGUCGUCGCGGCGUUCAAGGACAACUCGGAGCCCAAGAAAGUCCAGAUGAGUGGGUUGCACAUCGCUGGCCAGAAAUACUUUGUGCUCAAGGCAGAUGACUCGAGUAUCUACGGCAAGCAGGGUAAAGAAGGUGUCAUCAUCGUCAAGACGAAGCAGGCGCUUCUCAUUGCACACUACCCGGAGUCUGUCCAACCUGGCACGGCUACCAACACCGUUGAGAAGCUGGGCGCAUACCUUGUCAGCGUGGGCUACUAA